Molecule: messenger RNA, 647 nt
Organism: Paraphaeosphaeria sporulosa
Lineage: Eukaryota; Fungi; Ascomycota; Dothideomycetes; Pleosporales; Didymosphaeriaceae
Exons: 3
Coding region: 89-454 (121 amino acids)
Source: RefSeq, a predicted model, not a curated record
AUUAUCUUGAAGUGCAAGCUAUACUACGGUGUGUUUCGUUCAGGGUCAUACACGAGCAAUAUUCCUCGCGCAUCUUUUCAAUGCUAAAAUGCGAAGACUUUCGCACAGUGCUAAAGCCGCCGGACGCUGGGUAACUUCGUCUCAAAUGAUACUCGACAACCGUAUUUGCGUUACCCCCGAUAGAGCCUUGCAAAAUGGUACAUGUUGCUCCCGCACAUACUCACCUAGUGCGGACUUAGACGCAGGCGAUAAUCGACUCCACGUUAGAAGUGGGUCUCCUAUCUUCGUCCUCACGUGGGACGUCGCUUGUAUCUGCAGCUAUGUAUGGAUUUUGGACAAGGCGAUAUCUUGGUGCCUCGAUAUGAUAUCGCUGCUAAUUCGCAAUCGUUGGCAUCCUUUCUCGCGGCCAUGGCCUGAAAUGUUGAUUAAAAUUAGCGUAGCACCGCAAGUAUGAGCAUCGAUCUCUUACAGGUAUCUGGUCGUCUUGCAUCGGUCUUGCGAACGUCAUUGGCGGACUGAUGUUUUUGGUUGUAUUGAUAGCCAGUCGAAGCAUUACUCCAGGCUUUCCAUCUUCGAGAAUCUUUCUCUGACAACCGAAUUAGUGUUGGUUAUAUACGGAUUGUGCAUGUGGUCAUUUAUGAAGCCUU